AUGGGCAGCGAUCCGGUAGCAGACCCAGACCUGGUAGUCUGUCGAGGCGUGUCUGUGCGCCCAGAGCUGUGUCGGAAGCUGUUGGAAGCGGGUAUCCCGCCCCUCAGCCGCGUUAAUUCGCUUUCAAAGACGUUGAACCAUGUCCGUCAGCGCUGGACACCAUGGGAACCGGUGCAGUCGCGGAUGUGCUGCGAAAACAAAAGCCCGAUUAUGAAUCCGCUGUUGAAGCGGACCAACUCCAGUUCGACAUCCGGAAGCACCCCUGAACUCGGUGAGUGA
Messenger RNA from Peronospora matthiolae, 279 nucleotides. Lineage: Eukaryota; Oomycota; Peronosporomycetes; Peronosporales; Peronosporaceae. The record is from the annotation of a GenBank genome assembly.